AAGGGUGACACAACUAGGAGACAGCUCUUCGAUCCCUUCCCCAUCAUUCUGUCUCCAUUCUGGGCACAGAACUUUCCCAGGUUACCUAGUGUAUGUCAUUUGUGAGAGCAAAGUAAUGCAAGCAAGGCUCAGAUAGUUUGAGACAGGAGGUGACAGGAUUCUUUCCUUGGAGUUCCUCUGCGGGAUGAUGCCAAACACACAUGCUGCCAAGAGCAGGGCUUCUUGUUCUAUUCUAGCUUUAAGGAGAAGCUUUGAGGGCUGAAGUAACAACAUGAUGGCAGAAAGCUGGGUUGGUGGCCUUAGGAACCACCUUUGCUGGAAAAGAUGCCACAAGCCAGGUUGCACGCGACUGUGGUGGGUUUCUGCUAGAAACCUCCGAGACGCGAGGCUGUGUGGGCGGGGCCUGUGGGGCGGGGCUCGGGGGUGGAGCGAGCUGGGCUUCUCAGGCAGGCUCCGCUCCAGACUAGUUUAAAAGGCUGGAAGGCGGGUUUCAGGAACUUGUAUCCUGAGAGUGCCAGAGACGAGCCUGUUUGGCACAGCCAUGACCCGGCAGGCAGGGAGCUCUUGGCUCCUCCGUGGUCUCCUACUCUUCGCAUUGAUCGCUUCCGGCGUCGCCCCCUUCAACUGGGAUCUCCCGGAGCCCCGGAGCCGAGCAAGCAAGAUUCGAGUGCACCCUCGGGGCAACCUCUGGGCGACCGGUCACUUCAUGGGCAAAAAGAGUCUGGAACCCCUGAGCCCGUCACUGGUGGGGACAGCACCCCCUAACACCCAGGGGGACCAGAGACUACAGCUGAGUCAUGAUCUACUCAGGAUCCUCCUGCUAAAGAAAGCUCUAGGCAUGAACCUCAGUGGCCCAGCUCCCCCACUCCAGGAAGCUGCUGGAGCCACUACUGCAGAAGUGAAGCCAAUAAUGGAACAAACAGGACGCUGGGCUUAGAAUGUGUCCAUCCAGGGAAGCUGAUGAAUGGAACCCUAGCCGUGGCCUGUCUGGAUGUAAAUCCUAAGCUCAAAUGUGUUACUCUGUUACUGUGAUUUCUGGUUGGGUCACCAGGAAUGUUGACGAUGUAGACACCAAGUCUUUCCUGCUGUAUUUCUUGCUUGCCUGGUAAAGUUGUGAAUAAAAAUACUGCUCUUUACACAGAA
This is a messenger RNA of Mastomys coucha (southern multimammate mouse), 1143 nucleotides long. It is a transcript of the gene Nmb, whose product is annotated as neuromedin B. Gene Ontology annotation, biological process: neuropeptide signaling pathway; positive regulation of hormone secretion. Gene Ontology annotation, molecular function: neuromedin B receptor binding; neuropeptide hormone activity. Gene Ontology annotation, cellular component: neuron projection. The transcript has 3 exons. The record is from RefSeq and is a predicted model, not a curated record. Bases 542 to 937 code for a protein of 131 amino acids. NCBI's taxonomy places the organism in Eukaryota, Metazoa, Chordata, Mammalia, Rodentia, Muridae.